Molecule: messenger RNA, 1090 nt
Organism: Rhinichthys klamathensis goyatoka
Lineage: Eukaryota; Metazoa; Chordata; Actinopteri; Cypriniformes; Leuciscidae
Exons: 6
Coding region: 51-776 (241 amino acids)
Source: RefSeq, a predicted model, not a curated record
CUUUCUUGCACACUUUUUCUCUUUAAAAAGACCCAGCGCUAAAGGAAAUCAUGGGACUUCUGUCAGCUGCUGGUUACUUAGUGCUGCUUUCCUCCUUGUUUACACAUGGAGCAUUUGAAAGUGUGAAUCACUAUGAAUCAGUCAAAGAUUCUCACUCACACGCUUCUCUAGAGGUCCGGCCUGACAACAGACAACACCUCGUGGGGGAAAAGUUCACCCUUCGCUGCUCAGUGAAUGCUGGUAAUUCAACAGGCUGGAUACUGAGGAGGCGUCAAGGUGCUAAAAGGAGGUCUGGAUGUUUGCAGUUGAAUGGCACAGAAUCUAUAGACAGGCCUGAAGAAUGUCAUUUCAGUGACAUUGACAGUAAGAACAGUGGACUUUACUGGUGUGAGAAUACUGCUGAAAACAAGACAAGCAACAUCAUCAACAUCAACGUGGUCUAUGGUACAGUGAUUCUCCUGAUGAGCACACUUCGUCCAGUGAUGAAAGAGAACUCCACAGAUGAUUCAGAUGAUGAAAAGCCAUAUACAGGAACUUUGGUCUGGGUGUCGGGGCUCUGCAUCACCUUGGUUCUUCUGGUGCUUCUUCCUGUGCUCUGGUUGCUGUUUCCAGGUUUUAGAGAGAAAUUGCACGUCUGUCCAAAUAAGGCAUUUAGAAGGGAAAGGGUCCCACAGGAAAUGCCUAAAACCAAGCAGGACGUGACUGAAAUCCAGUGGGAUCUUCCCUGGAUGGAGAUGGAAAAUUUGUUGGACAAGCAACAAAAUCCUGGCAGAUGAACAUUCCACACUCCAAAUGUGGAUGUUAUCAGAUACAAACAGUCACUGUGCUUUAUAAAGUGAGUCAUGGGCAAAAUGACAGAUGAAUAAAGAGGCCGAUAUGAUAUAUGGAAGUGUUUUCAGUUGAAUAAUUGCUAUCAUAAGCUUUAGAUAUGGGGUUAGAGGUCUUUAAGGAAUAAUUACAGCAGCUGUUUUUAUUUGCAAAAUGACUAUUGAUUUGUAUUUUUGAGUGGUUUAACAUAUAAAACCUUCUGCAAAUGAUGGCAGGCAAGCUGAUGAUGAACAUGUUUUUGUAGAAUUAUGGUUAUUUUACA